GCUUUCCAGCAAAAUCCCAACAUACGAUAGUCUGGAUGCAAAGAGAUACCCGUGGACGUUGUCUCAAGUCUUCCAGAGCAGGAGAGCAGCUAAUGUCAGCUCACUGGAUCUGUGGCCAUCUAUCGUGCUCGAUAUCGUGUAGGAUCUCAAUGAUCCUUUGUCUUCUAUUUACUACCCAAUUUUCAUGCUUGGAAUCCAUCUUGAAAGGUCACGGAACACACCCCUCACCGUAUGGAUUCGCAGUACCAUCGAAGUUACAGACGAUCCCUUUCUCUCCCUCAUUUCCACCACGCUUUCUCUAUCAAAAAUCUAUUCGUUUUAUGCAGUCGUCUUUGUUCCAUGCAUGGUCUUUCCUGCGGUCGGAGGAGUUGGAAUAGGCUCCGUCAUCUGAAAGUCAAAUCAGCUGAUGCCACUGGUGAGCCUACGUCGCAGAUAUAUGAUGCGUUUGGCUAUGCACCGAAUUUUCAAGUCCUCGAUGAGGAGAUGCCGCAACCGAUGGUCAUUCCCUUAAUCUCCUGGAUCCAUCUUACCCACUUACUGUUUCCAGUGCAGGACCUUGAUCUUCUUCGACAAGCGAAGCGUAUCAAGAGUCUCGAAAUUAACGACAUGGGAACCAUCUCGCUGCCCCAUCUCACUUCCAUGACACUCAGGAGAAACAGCGCGACUAUGGUAUUUUCUACACUGCUCGACUUCCUUUUUUCCCGAGUAAGACUCUGGAUUCCUUGGGACGGCCUUGGAGGUCUGCCCCCGCUGGUCUAGCAAGGUCGAGCCUGUCGUUCAACGCCAAAGUAGGGAACGUCCCCGCUAACCAGCCACGCGAAGGAUGAUGGAGAGAGAGUUCGAUGAUGGAGAAAGAGUUCGAUGCAGCCCUGAAAGGACAAGUUUUCGUGGAUGAUAACGAAGAAACAUGGCAUUAUAGUGGUCCAUGUCAACGAAGCCAUUAGGAAUUGUCCCAACUUUAUCUCUCUACGAGUUUUUCCAUCCGA
Messenger RNA from Guyanagaster necrorhizus, 986 nucleotides. RefSeq lists its product as uncharacterized. NCBI's taxonomy places the organism in Eukaryota, Fungi, Basidiomycota, Agaricomycetes, Agaricales, Physalacriaceae. The transcript is spliced from 2 exons. The record is from RefSeq and is a predicted model, not a curated record. The coding region runs from base 232 to 759 and encodes 175 amino acids.